AUGGGGUCCAGCCGUGUGCUCCUGGCGCUGCGCCUGUGCUCGGCGGCAUGCGUCGUCAUGGUGCUGACCUCGGGCUACAUCUUAUUCCAGAGCCCCGUGUUCGUCGAGGUCACGGAGUCAUUCCCCAUACCAACCCCCAUACCGGCAGAGGGCAUCGAGAGAAACGCGCACAAAAACCUCGGCUCCGGCUCUACCAAGUACUACACGGAACCAGGAGGCAGCUACGAGCUCAUGCACUACGACACGCGGUACUUCCAGAAGGAACUGGCGGCCGACGAGCGGCGCACCGUCCUGGAGGACCUCAUCCGGAGCUACCUCAACGUCACGAACCACUACGAGAUCGAGACGUGGCUGGCCCACGGCACGCUCAUGGGCUGGUGGUGGGGAGGCCGCAUCAUGCCCUGGGAUUCCGACAUUGACGUGCAGCUCUCCUUCGAGACGCUGGAUAGCAUCGCCCCGGAGCUCAACUUCACCGAGUUCCGGUACGAGAUGCGCCACGCCGACGGCCAGCUCGUCUCCAAGUCGUACCUGCUCGACAUCAACCCCUACUACGGCGAGGCCGGCCCCAUUUUCGAUACGGGUCAAGGAUCUGAGCGGCAUGGUACGCUGGCGGAACGAGGAUUUGAGCUGCAUAGUAUGCUGGCGGAAGUACUCGGCGCAUUUCGACCAGGCGGCAUCUGCGCAUCCUUGAGGAUACGUCCACGUGAAGUUAUUGUCAUCCUCGGUGUGGAUGUCAUGAUAGUGAUCCUUCGUCUCGUUUAUCUCUCGAAGAAGGCAGUCCAGGGUCGAAAACCAGUCAGCAAGGGACGUCUUCCUCCCUUCGGAAAGUAA
Metarhizium robertsii ARSEF 23 is the source of this 831-nucleotide messenger RNA. Its product is annotated as LicD-like protein. The transcript is spliced from 3 exons. The record is from RefSeq and is a predicted model, not a curated record. NCBI's taxonomy places the organism in Eukaryota, Fungi, Ascomycota, Sordariomycetes, Hypocreales, Clavicipitaceae. Bases 1 to 831 code for a protein of 276 amino acids.